UGCGACUUCGCGCUUCCGGUUGCAGGUUCUCGCGAGAAGCAGUUGAAUGCUGAGGCGGGACGGGCGGUAGUUGGACUCGGCCGUUGUCAGUUUCGUCACCGAGGGGCGGCGGUGGUUCGUAGUGCACCGGGCCUCAGCAAUACCCGGGGUACAUUUGACAGCACGGAGCAGACCUUUCUACACAAAAAAAUGGAUUCUUUACCUGAGGAUAUGACGGUGCGCACCCUAAUUAAAGGUAUGAUUGCUGAAGAGGUUCCACAGAGCAUAGUGCGUCCAGCGACACACAGGUUACGGAAAAAGACAAGUACUCCCAAAAGGCUCAUUGACGUCUCUGUGCAACAGUCUCCAACUAUGGUUCUCCGCAGUCAAAUGAAAGCGAAGGUCAGAAGUUGUCGGCUAACUGAUGCUGCUGAAAAGGUGGCUGCGCAAUCAUCAAAAAAACAAACAACUGGAAAGAAUUAUCUCGGACUGAAGAAAACGAAGACUGUCAGAGCAAUCUCUCAGGAAGCUUUAGACGAUUACACACCAAGAAGUCUUCUGAAGAAAUUCAUGCAGACUGAGCUGGAAUCUUCCCUGGUUAAGGUAGCAAAUCCUACAAUGAAAAGGUCUGUGCAAAAGAAAUCUCAAUCCAAGGCAAAAUUGUUAUCUUGCAGUAAUAACAGCUUUGGUUUAAGUUCGUCCGUGGAAGAUGCCACAGAGCAGAGUUUGCCUGUUGACCGUACAAGUCAAAAACAGAAGAUAAAUGUUUCGGAGUUUGAAAAGGCAACACAAAAAAGUCUUCAACAAACAGAGGAAUCCCAACAAAGUGAACAAGUGGAACAAUGUGACAAGAGCUCAAGACUUCCAGACAUCUCGACAAUAGUUGGUUUAAUUAAUCCUGACUUUGAAGAAUCCACAACAAAACCCAUUCUUUGUAGAAGACCAAUAAAACACAAAGUUAUAAAUGAGAAUGACUUUGAAGAGGGCGUACAUAAUUACCUUCAACAAGGAAAAGAACUGGAAGAAGUUGAAAGAAUUGAACCAUUUGAAAAGACUUCAGGACUGACAGACAUUUCACGAAUAGUUGGAUCAAUUAAUUUUGACACUGAUGAGUCUGUGUCAAAACCAGUUUUGAGCAGAAGACCAAGAAGAGACAAACUCAUCAGUGAGGAUGACUUUGAAGAAGGAGUACUUUUCUACUUGCAACAAGCAAAAGAGAAACCGCUCCCAGAAGUGCAGGACACAUCAAGUGACAGCACCGAGAAAGAGAAAUCCAGUGCGCACACUCAGCACGAUGAACUUGCUGCUACUGAACUGUACACUUCACCGUGGCCAGCAAAAAGUAAUAGUAUGAAGGCUGUUGCAACUAACGCUAAAGAGAUGAAAAAUGCAUUUGAUUUAAACUCUCGGCUUGACCUGGAAAAAACAACUGAAUUAUCAGUGAGAGUUGAAGAAGAAUCUGUAAAGGUGGCCAAUUCACGAAGAGCCAGCUCUCACAGUCUCUUUAAAGAAAAGAAUUUGUCAGAUACAGAUCACCAAAUAGUGUAUGCUGCAGAGAAACAUGUUGAAGAUCUUGCUACGGGUGAAGAAUCAAUGGAUCGUGAAUUCAAGGUGGUCACGGAUGCUGGAUUGAACUUAAUGCCAGGUGAACAGGAGUCAACCAUAUCACGGCACUCUGAAGGAGUGGAUACUCAUGAAGGGAUGUUAGUUGAUGAAGUGGGUGAUAAAGUGGAAAGUGAUAAAAUGGAAGCUGAAACCACAGAAAGUGAGGGAGUGAAGGAUGAUGAGGUGAAUGACGAGCGAAUGGAGGGUGAUGAGAUGGAUAACGAGCGAAUGGAGGGUGAUGAAAUGGAUAAUGAGCGAAUGGAGGGCGAUGAGAUGGAUAACGAGCGAGUGGAGGGUGAUGAGAUGGAUGACGAGCGUGUGGAGGGCGAUGACGUGGAUGACGAGCAAGUGGAGGGCGAUGAGGCGGCUGACGAGCGUGUGGAGGGCGAUGAGGCGGCUGACGAUGAUGAAGAAGACCCUGAUGAAGUGCCCAGCAGAGAAGAGUUGCCAGACAGUAGUGAAUCUGAAGAAGGUGACAGUAAAGUGAGACUGGCUUUCCAGCAGAGUGACAAGGGAUUCAGAUCCUCUCCAUUACUGACCACACCACACUUUCUCAAGAUAUUGGAUAGCAAAGCACACAAACCACUUGUAAAAGUAAGGCAGAAUCCAAAAAAAACAACCAAAGCAAGAAAGAAAACCAGUUUGCCAAGCAGCUUUGUAAAGUCUGUUUUUACUCACUAUGCCAAAAUGAGAGUGAAGAAGGAAACAUUUACAGUAGUUGAACAAUGCUUGGAAUUAUAUUUCAAACAGCUUUGUGAUGAUGUUGAUAUUUAUAGCAAACAUGCUAAAAGAAGAACUAUUGAAAAAGAAGAUUUGGAACUUCUAAUGAAAAGGCAAGGAUUUGUGACUGCAAAGAUGCCCUUGAAUGUACUGAUAGAACGCCACCUAUCUAUGGAAUGCAGAGAAAAACUAAUUCCAAUGGCUGUCAGUGGGAGUAAGAUAAUUCCCAAUAAGUAACAACCACAUACGUAGAGUGUCUCAUCAAAUCUAUUGCUCUUACUUGCCAGGCCAGAAAUUACAGCUCUAUGUAAGUGGAGAUAUUUCUCUUUUAAUGAAGCCCCUAAUGUAAAAAUUUAUAGCCGUUCUUAUAGACUUCCAUGAGCUCUGAUUUGUAGGGUCUCUCUGCUGAGGAAACCAUGCUGUAUUAGCAUUACAUUUAAUCCAUGGAUCCUAUCAACAUUAAAGCAAAUAUUCUUGACUAAAUAAUUUUUAAUGAUAAAGUAACAGAAAGAUUUGAAGGGAAUUCAAUGGAUAUUGUCUGUACGGAUCUUAAAGCAAUUGACAAAAUACCACGGUUGAUAAAAUCAGGAAAAAAACACUGCUCGGAGAAAAGAUCAAGGUUUUGGAUAGAAUUCACAGAAAAACAGCAGCUGGAAUUUUAUAGAAGUGAAGCGGUGCAUUUUGGCAGAAGGGAUAGGUAUAAACAUGGACUUAUUGGCAGAGUUUUAAAAGUGCACAUGAAAAAAAACCCUGGGGUUUUUAAUGUACACACAUCCUUUAAUGUACAGACAUCCUUAAAGGUGGCAGUUUACAAAGCAGAUGGUAUCUUGGACUUCAUAAAUAGUGGUAUUGAGUACAAAAGCUGAACCUUUACAAAGUUCUGCACAUCAGACUUUAGGAAGAAUAUGAAGUUGUUGAGCAGGUAAGAAUAUUUACGAGAAUGGUUCCAAGUUUAGCUGUAAGAUCAUGGAGGAGAAGUUGGUGCUUUCCUGCUUGGAGCUUAUGAGAUUGGUUUAGAUAUAUCUCUACCAUAUAUUCCAAUCAUUUAGUCAUAAUGUUAACAAAAAAAAAUUCCGAUUUAUCUGAUGAUUGGUCAAGGACUAAGACUUAAGGUUUUUGGUGAGAUGCACAAGGAACAUGAGGAAUGUUUUCAAAGCAGUGAGUGGUAAUGUGUGUACUCCAAGGUUGGAUAUUUUGCAAUAAUCUACAAAGGAAUCUUCUCACUAAUCAGCCAAAUAAUAUGUAUUAAUCCCAAUUCCCUACAUUACCAAUGUGAAUUUUUCUCCUAAGUGACGUGCACAACUUCAUGUAAAAUUGGCAAAUUGUACUCUGGACUUGUAUUUACUAAGCAGCAGGUUGAGACUAUCCAUACAAAAUUAAAAUGUGGAGAGCUUGAUUCAAAACAUAGGUUUAAAGUUAAAAUAUAUUUUACUAUAAUUAUACAUAUAUAACUUGCACCGCAAAGCAAUUUUUCUCAUCAGUACUUUUGCACUCUUAAAAUGUGUUUUGUAUUAAAAUAUUACUUCCUUGUAAUAAAUGUAGGCAGUCUUAAAAUAGAAAAUCUUCACCUCUAGAUUUGAGUCUGCUGUUCCUGACUUGGCAUGACCAAAAUUUGAGAACAUGUUGUACAUUUUAGAUAAAAAUGUUGUAUAAUUAGUUAAGAAAAGUAUGCAUCUCCUUCAACAAAACUUUAAUUAAAAUUUAUUUAACCAUCCUACUUGAGUAAUAUUUGAUUUCUCAUUACUCGUGUCUCACCCAAUAACUGCUCAAGUCCAUUAGAAGUUCCUGUGUAACUUCAGAUAGUAAACCAAGAAAACAUGGUAAAUUUAACUAAGCAAAUAACAAUGUUAAUUUCGACUGUCAUUUGAGUUAAGGUAUUCUAUUUCUGCAAAUGUCAGUUGUGAUUCCUUGACAUGUCCAUUGUAUUUCAUUAUUCCUAGAAUGCACUGUAAUAACCUGUACAUCUGAUCAAACACGUGUUUGUUUCUUUUUCACAUGCUAUGGAAGAUUUCAGUCUUUUGAUUAAUUAUAAUGUUAAUAAUUCUGUAAAAUGCACAAUAAAGAUGUCAACUUUUAAAACUGAA
Chiloscyllium plagiosum (whitespotted bambooshark) is the source of this 4388-nucleotide messenger RNA. It is a transcript of the gene cenpt, whose product is annotated as centromere protein T. Gene Ontology annotation, molecular function: DNA binding; protein heterodimerization activity. The record is from RefSeq and is a predicted model, not a curated record. Gene Ontology annotation, cellular component: kinetochore. Gene Ontology annotation, biological process: chromosome segregation; kinetochore assembly; mitotic cell cycle. NCBI's taxonomy places the organism in Eukaryota, Metazoa, Chordata, Chondrichthyes, Orectolobiformes, Hemiscylliidae.